This is a messenger RNA of Vigna radiata var. radiata (mung bean), 1319 nucleotides long. Its product is annotated as reticulon-like protein B5. The coding region runs from base 238 to 1008 and encodes 256 amino acids. The record is from RefSeq and is a predicted model, not a curated record. The transcript is spliced from 5 exons. NCBI's taxonomy places the organism in Eukaryota, Viridiplantae, Streptophyta, Magnoliopsida, Fabales, Fabaceae.
CAAACGCCGUCAUUUCCUCUUUCGAUUUCAAAUCUCACCGAGCCUGAGGUUCGGACAAACGAACCUCAAUGUUUGCGACACUUAUAAAAUCCAUACUGAGAUUCGCACUCUCCAACCCUACUCUCACACUCACUGCAACAACUGUAACCAAAGAGAGAAGGGACUUUCUUCCAUUCCGUGCUACGAAAUCGACGCAUUAGGGUUAGAGUUCUUUCGAUUUGAAAAUUUCUCGGCUUUAUGGCGGAGGAACCGGAAAGCACCGUCACCACUGGCGCCGCCGCCGACCAAUCGUUGCUGGAUAAGAUAAGCGAGAAGCUUCACGGUCACGAUUCCUCGUCCUCUUCCGAUUCGGAUUCCGAAAAAACCGUCACUUCGUCCGUUAAGGAUAAGGUUUUCCGCCUCUUCGGUAGGCAGAGGCCCGUUCAUUCCGUGUUGGGCGCCGGAAAACCUGCUGACUUGUUAUUGUGGAGGAACAAGAAGAUAUCUGCUAGCGUGCUUGGCGGAGCCACUGCUGUUUGGGUCCUGUUUGAGUUGCUUGAGUAUCACUUUCUUACUCUGGUGUGUCACAUUUUGAUACUGGUGCUCGCAGUUCUGUUCUUGUGGUCCAAUGCCCACACUUUUAUUCACAAAUCACCACCUCGCAUUCCAGAAGUUCAUCUUCCCGAGGAGCCAUUCCUGCAAGUGGCAUCCGCGUUGAGGAUUGAAAUCAACAGGGGAUUCGCUGUUUUGCAUAGUAUUGGUUCUGGAAGAGAUUUGAAGAAAUUCCUAAUGGUUAUUGCUGGCGUUUGGAUUCUAUCAAUUGUGGGGAACUGGUGCAACUUCUUGACCCUCUUCUACAUAACUUUUAUCUUGUUGCACACGGCUCCUGUGCUAUAUGAUAAGUACGAGGAUAAGAUAGAUCCACUUGCAGAGAAGGCAGUCAUUGAGAUUAAAAAGCAAUAUGCUGUGUUUGAUGCUAAGGUCUUGAGUAAGAUCCCAGUGGGUUCUUUAAAAGCUAAGUUAUCUUAGUGAGUUAAUCUUUGUAACAUCACAAAGAAAGAGCUCCACUUAUUUGGUCAAGGAAGUUGCCAGGGCCAGUUUCUUUUAUCAAAUGUCAGUCUUUGAUGUUUUCUGGGUUGGUUUUUGGCUGGUAUGGUGUCAAUGGCAAUGGGUCUGAUUUAUCUUAAAAAAUAGUAAUUCUCAGUAGUUUCUAACUGUGCAAGCUCAUGUGGAUUUUACUGGGGUUUUGUUGUUUAAGGUUUGUAUGAGUUGUUCAAUAAAAUAAUUUGUACUGUAAGAUAAAAUGUAUGACUUGUGCAUGCUCUCCUUUUUACUUUUUA